GGAGGAUACAGCGCUGAAUAUUCCUUAGCCACAGCCCUCACAACCCUCUUCCCACUUCGCAUCUCAGUCUUCCAAAAUCACAUCCAGCAAGCGGUUCCAUUAUCACAUCCUACCACCACCAAAAUGCCUGCCCCAAAAAUUGCCAUCAUCGGCGCCGGGCCCUCUGGCCUUCUCCUUGCCCGCCUCCUCCAAGUCAACUCCCUCUCUUGCACCGUCUAUGAACUCGAAGCCUCCCGAGACGUGCGCAACCAAGGAGGCACCCUUGAUUUGCACCCUCGAGCUGGCCAAGCCGCGCUUAAGGCCGCGGGUCUCUUUGACGAAUUCCUAAAGUACUCGCGUCCCGAAGGCGAGGCUAUGAAACUCAUCAAGCCCGACGGUUCGGUCUUGUGGGACGACAACGCCACCGUCACCUCUCAAGCCGCCCAGAAAGAACUUGAAGGCGAAGGCCGCGAUCGUCCCGAAAUUGAUCGCGUUAAGCUCCGCGAUAUCUUGCUGGAUUCCCUGGACGAAGGAACCGUAAAAUGGGAUAAGAAGGUCAUGCGCGUGGAACCUGACCCGUCCGCCCAGGGGAAGCACACUAUCGUUUUCGCCGACUUCACAACCGAGACGUCCAUCGAUCUCCUCGUCGGCGCAGACGGCGCCUGGUCGAAGGUCCGCCCGCUUCUGACUGAUGAGAAGCCGUUCUACUCCGGCAUCACAAGCAUCGAGCUCUGGGCGCUGGACGUCGACGCCAAGGACCCGUGGUUGAGUGAGUAUAUUGGCAAGGGGUCGUGCUUUAUGUUUGACGAGGGGAGAGCGCUGCAGUGUCAGCGGCAGGGAACGGGAGCUGUGCGUGCAUAUGUUUCGCUGAGGGUUCCCGAGGGGUGGCUUGAUGAGUGCGGUAUUGAUUUCGCCAAUGCGUCGGGUACGACGCGACAGCAGAUGGUAGAUAAGUACUGGAGCGAUUGUUCCGCGGACGUGAAGCGGGUUAUUCUUUCUGCAAAGGACGAACUCGUCCCACGAAAGCUAUAUAUGCUCCCCGUCGGCAUCCAGUGGAAAUCGAAGCCGGGUGUUACGCUGCUGGGCGACGCGGCGCAUCUGAUGACGCCGUUUGCUGGGGUGGGAGUCAAUGUGGCGUUGGCGGAUGCCAUGGAUCUAGCCAAGGCGGUUGUGAAGAAGAAGGAGAGUGUGAUGGCAAAGAUCAGGAGUGAUGGGUAUAAUAUUAGCGCAGCAGUGGAAGAGUAUGAGAAGGACAUGUUUGAAAGAGGGAGGAUGAGUGCGGAGAAGACGAGGAAGAAUUUAGGUCUGCACUUUAGCAAGGAGGGGGGUGCGGAGAUGGCGGGACGUUUGAGGGCGCAUGCUGAGGCAAUGGCAAAGGGGGAAGGUAAACAUUAGGAGAGAUUCCUGCAGUUGGAUUGCGCAGGCUGUUUAUUGACUAUAUAGCUUCAGGUUAAGAUUAUAAUAUGUAUGUUCUCAGGGCUGAA
Molecule: messenger RNA, 1463 nt
Organism: Ilyonectria robusta
Lineage: Eukaryota; Fungi; Ascomycota; Sordariomycetes; Hypocreales; Nectriaceae
Exons: 1
Coding region: 124-1374 (416 amino acids)
Molecular function (GO): FAD binding
Source: RefSeq, a predicted model, not a curated record